UUGGCUUUGCAACAAGUAGGUUCUAAGGCAAGCAGACUGCACAGAAAGGAGACGAGAAAGCGUCAACAUUCGGGAUAAAGUAUUUACGUGGGACCAGGUCAGCCAGCGUCCGGAUCCAAUGCAAGAUCAGGACAAAGAUCAAUCAGUUUCCGUGGCAAGGAACGCUCAGGGGACCUCUGAUUCAAUUCAGGGCCACAACUGUGCUGACCCUCGGUCAGUCCCAGGACAAAGUGAGAACUAGCCUUGGAGAGACCCUAGAUCCAAACUAAGAUAUUGAGCUGGACAUAGAGCUACAAGCAGAAUAGUGGACAGAGAAGGUAUACAAAAGAUGCAGGCUCAUUCUCUGGAGUAUGAAUACUGACAACUUCAAUUUAAACUUGUGGAGCAGCUUUAAAUCUUGCUGGAUGGCUCUUUCUCUGCAGAUCGCUACAGUGAUAUAUAUACCUCUAACAUCGCCAUCAUCAAUUUUUUCUUAUUUCUGAAGAUGUGAAUCUUACUGAACAGUGGUUCCACAAGCCCCAGCUUCUCACUGGGUUCCAACAACAUGACUACUCUAUGGGGUGUGGAUUGUAAGUGUCAGUUAGCUAAAAGACUGUAAUGGGGAUGUGCAGCUGUAUCUAGUCUUCUCCAAAUCUGCUGAUUGUACUUGCAUUUUGCAGCAACAGUCUUUGGACAUGGAUCAGGGAAUUGUUAUGCCGGUCCGAUCACCUUUGUUUUGUACAGGGAGUUCUAUGAUUCUACUGAGAGAUAUAAAAGAAAAGAAUAUAACCUUUGUUCUGGAUACAUCUGUGAGUAUGCAAUCCAUUCUGGAUGCAGCGAAGUACCACCUGAUUCAGAUCUUGUUCGCACGGGCCUACACAAUGACUGAAUGCAAAUUCAACAUCAUCGCAUUUUCUGGCAAGGUUAAAAAGUACUGUGACAAUUUGAUUGGUUGUACACCUCAAACUGUAGAGAAAACUAUCCCAUGGAUCAAAUCUCUGGAAUGCAAAACUGGUAGAAACAUGCAGCAUGCAUUAGCUGUUGCCUUGGAUGAUCCCACCAGUGAUGCUGUUUACCUAAUGACUGAUGGAAAACUUGACAUCAACCCUCGUAAAAUCUACACUGUGUUGACGUUUGCAGCAAAAGGACGACCAGUACACACACUUUAUACGAUGGAAAAUUGUAGCAGGAUUGAGGCUCACGAGUUCUUGGAAAAGAUAGCAUGGCUGACGGGUGCUUCAUUUCAAGCAGCAGGGGUCCACAGAACUGGAUCAGUAGAACAACUCAUCCCAGUCUAUGAAGUUGACUCCUUUGACCCCUUGGGACUAUAUUGCUCAAAGUACUGUAGUAUCUUUCCAGCACUGAAUAGAGACUGCUAUGAUCCAUCUGGACUGCAACACAUAGUUGUGCCUUUCAGCUGGUGUACAUUACAUCCCAAAAGCAUUAAGGUUAAAUCAAAAGGAGAUUUAAUUGAUUCCUAUGCUGGAGAGCUGAUAAGGGGAGUUCGUGUUCUGGCUCGAAGAGGGAACGAUGGAUAUUACUAUCUGGGAAGACUUGGCAAAGAAGUAGAGAGAUGCCCAGGUCGAUUUUUGGUAGAAUUUGAUAAAAAUAAGAAGAUAAAACAAAAGGCCCAAAGUCGCCUGAAGGAAACAGCACAUUUUGAUAUAAUGCACUAUGAAGAUGCAAAAAGGCAUGCUAUUGGACCUGGAUGCACAGUUUUGGCACCAUGGGAGGCUGACAUGGAACGGUAUGGCCCAGGGACAGUUCUAGAUGGCAGAGAGGAACGAGGAUCAAAUUUAGAUCAUGAUGGCAGUGAAGGGUUGGUUGUAAGUUUCUGGAAUGGCAAAACAGAGAAGGUUCCUCCUGGAACAGCAAUAUGGAUCCCUCAGCACCUGGCUGAGCAAAUCGUUUUGGAACUCCAGAUGACCAGCACGGCUAAACAAAAGCUUCUGGAAACUUACCCUGAUUAUCCAUUGAUUGUGCCACCAGGAUACCGAAGUUCUCAGAGUAGUGGUGACGAAUUCAAGCUUGAGUACCACGCCGGGGUCCCUUGUGUAUGCCAAGGCCUACAUUCAAAUUGCAGUCAUGGGUUGUGCAGGAUCCCUGAUAAUCUACUAAGUCACUUGAACCCACAGGCAAGGUUUCUUGCUGGGAGUGGUGAUGGAGAUGCAAAGAUCUCUGGGACAAUGGAGACUAGAGAAGAACUGAGUCAGGAGGGAACAAAAAAGCUCUCUCAGUCUUUUCGGUCAAAUUCAUCAAUGAAGAAAAAGACACAUAAGUCUGCAGAAUUUAUGAGGGGAAACAUGACUGUGCUUCAGAGGGAUAUUGAAAAACUAGGUAACUUGAAAACCUUACAAUAUCAAUCUGCUGGCCUGGUUGAUUUGAAAAGGAAUAAGCAUACAAACGCAGGUAGUACUUCAAACACAAGUCUGGUAAAUGGCUUUCAUUACACAAAGGAGGUGAAACAGGAGAAUACUUGGAAAAGAAUUCCUUCAGCUUCUCUUCAGAAGAAAACUGGGACUUCUCAGUCAACAUCUGUGAUAACCAAUCAUUUUCCCAAUGUUUGUACCUCUGGGUCACUGAAGCAAAGACUUGCGGAUGAUCAGUCACGGAAGCUUAGCAACACUGCCAGAGGAACACGUGAACCAAUCAAAAUCUGAAAAUAUUGAUUCUGGUCAGCAGCAAUUGCUCAUGUGUAAACUUGCUGGACAAAUCAUGAAGCAAAGGGAAAAUCAACAGAAGCAAGAUGCGUGGAAAGAGCAUGAAUACAACAAGAACACUUUCUUAUGAAUUAAGCAGGUUAAAGAUGAAGAUUGCAUCCCUAUCUUAAAUCAAUAUGCUGCAUGUUUCUGAUACCUUCGCAUCAUCUAUAUUGUUACAAUGACUGAGUUUACAUUACAAAUAAGCGUAGGAAUAUUGAGGACUGAUGAUCAUCUGGCUGCUCACAGUGUUUGUUAAGAAUCACAUCCCAGCUAUUGAAUACUUCUCCAGGAUUUUGAACUAAUAGGCUAGAUUUUUGUCUUUAGUAUAUUAACAGGGGGAUGGGAAGUGUUUUCCUACAUUAUUGAACAUGCAGAAUGGGCUCCAAGAAGGAUUCUCCCCAUACAACUUAGCCUGCCGUCACAGGCAGCUAAAAAUACAAGUAGCAAAGUGAGCUGAGUAUUUAUUUAGACUGAAAAGAGCUUGUCAGCUUCCACCAGAAAGCUAUGUCAUUUUAACCUAUAGUAAACAGUAGAGACCAUUCUUAUUGCUAUUCUUAAGCAUUGAAAUGGUCACUACUUGAUCAUUGGACAAAUGAUGAAUCUAAAACUCAGCCUGGAGAAAGCAAAGAAUGCAGAAACCCAUCACAGAUUUAUUACAGACCUUCAAAAAUCACUAAAAGUUAUAGAAAAGUAAUUAAUGAGAAACUCCUUGUGACAGAAGGGUGAUUAAUCAGUGGGGACAGAUUUAAAACUACUGGGUAAAGAAACAUUGACAUAAAAAUAGAAAAAUAUUUGCAGGACUAAGGACAGUGGAGUGGAGCUAACUGGAUAGGCCUUUCAAAGAGCCAGUGUGAGCACAGAUGAAAUCAGAAACAAUACAAAGACAAAUUAUUGGGAUGUUACAUUUUAUUAGUUUAUGGUGGAGAGU
Molecule: messenger RNA, 3609 nt
Organism: Pristis pectinata (smalltooth sawfish)
Lineage: Eukaryota; Metazoa; Chordata; Chondrichthyes; Rhinopristiformes; Pristidae
Gene: c15h11orf16
Product: chromosome 15 C11orf16 homolog
Exons: 11
Coding region: 675-2639 (654 amino acids)
Source: RefSeq, a predicted model, not a curated record